GUUCCAGUGAAGAGCCACCAAGCCAAAGUAAUGCAUAUCAAAGCAAUUUUGACCGUGUUAGCUGUCCUGUGCCUGACUUUGGUCGCUGGACAACAUAGCAACUGCGAUGAAUUGACCAGGAGGUGUGAACGAUGCGUGGAAAGGCUGAACAACCGAAAUGAUCGUGAGAUGCCUGUUCUGAAUAGACAUUGCAGGGAAAGGACACAAAGGACUUGGCGCUGGAGGAAUGUGGGACGUUGUGAGCUCACCAGGCUCAACUGCCAGGGAGUUGAUCGUCGCAUGAAUUGUAAUGACAUCGCUGAGCUCGCCGGCAUGGAACGUAUUAAUUGA
Drosophila elegans is the source of this 330-nucleotide messenger RNA. RefSeq lists its product as uncharacterized. Lineage: Eukaryota; Metazoa; Arthropoda; Insecta; Diptera; Drosophilidae. Bases 31 to 330 code for a protein of 99 amino acids. The transcript is spliced from 3 exons. The record is from RefSeq and is a predicted model, not a curated record.